AUGGGCCAUCUUGUCAAAGGGACCCACGAGCCGUCCUUUAGCGGCCUCCGCGACUUGCUGAGCAAACACAUCUCUGAGGGGGAUGAGGUCGGCGCCUCAAUCGUCGUCAAUAUAGAUGGCCAGAAUGUAGUCGACAUCUGGGGCGGCUACUUCGACGAAAGUGGCACCCGCAGCUGGGAGAGAGACACUAUCGUCAACGUCUUCUCUACCACCAAGACCAUCACCAGCCUUGCUGCACUCAUUCUCAUCGAUAGAGGCAUCAUCAGCCCCUACGAGAAAGUGGCCACCCAUUGGCCUGAGUUUGCCGCGAAUGGGAAGCAAGGCAUUGAGAUUCGGCACAUUAUCUCUCACACGUCUGGUGUUCCAGGAUGGGAGCAGCCAGUUACGCUGGCUGACGUCUGCAACUUCGACAAGGCAGUCUCCCUGCUCGCCGCUCAGGCGUCCUGGUGGACUCCAGGAACUGCAUCUGGCUACCAUUCCUUCACCCACGGGUUGUUGAUCGGUCAAGUCAUUCGCAAGGUCAUAGGAAAGACCCUCAAAGACUUUAUUCAAGAUGAAAUGGCCGGACUGCUGGGUGCUGAUUUCCAGCUUGGGGUUAGGGACUCUGACUUGCACCGCGUUUCCGACCUCAUUCCCUGGACCCCAAGCCCAAACGCCGAUUCUCCUUCCGAUCCCAACUCCAUUUCUGCGCGAGUGAACAAUAACCCCCCCUUCACACCCGACAUGGCCAAUACCGCCAUGUGGCGAAAGGCUGAAUUGGGGGCCGCAAAUGGACAUGGUAAUGCACGGUCUAUUGCAAAGAUUCUCUCGGCGGUUUCUCUUGGGGGUUGGGUCGACGGGAAACACCUCCUCAAGCCGGAAACCAUAGACUUGAUUUUUCAGCAGAUGUCGAAUGGAACAGACCUGGUGACCAACAUGCCAGUGCGAUUUGGAAUUGGAUACGGAAUAAGGGGCGAAGGAGUGAUCCCUACUUGGCUGCCUGAGGGAAGGAUAUGCUUUUGGAGCGGGUUGGGAGGGUCGGUCGCCAUCAUGGAUUUGGACAGGAAGAUGACAAUUGUGUAUGCCAUGAAUAAGCUGUACCCCGUCGGACUAGGAUCUAACCUGACGAUUGAGUACGUGAAGGAGAUUUACAGGGCGGUGGGAGUGUCCGGACUUUAG
Messenger RNA from Ilyonectria robusta, 1158 nucleotides. Its product is annotated as beta-lactamase/transpeptidase-like protein. Bases 1 to 1158 code for a protein of 385 amino acids. The transcript has a single exon. The record is from RefSeq and is a predicted model, not a curated record. Lineage: Eukaryota; Fungi; Ascomycota; Sordariomycetes; Hypocreales; Nectriaceae.